CACGGAUGUGUUUAUCUGCACGAGCCCCAUCAAGAUGUACAAGUACUGUCCCUACGAGAAGUACGCCUGGGUGGAGAAGCACCUGGGGCCCGAUUUCCUGGACCAGAUCGUGCUGACCCGAGACAAGACCGUGGUGUCCGCCGACCUGCUCAUAGAUGACCGGGUGGAUAUCACGGGGGCCGAGCCCAACCCCAGCUGGGAACACGUGCUCUUCACGGCCUGUCAUAACCAGCAUGUGCAGCUGCAGCCGCCGCGCCGCCGGCUGCACUCGUGGGCGGACGACUGGAAGGCCAUCCUGGACAGCAAGCGGCCCCGCUGAGCGCGCAGUGGAGCUGGGGGCCGGGGUGCCCUCGUCCCGCUGCACGGCCCCUCGCUUCUCCAGCCCUGCCAGGCCUUAACCUGUUCUCAAGGCAGCUCUGAAGGACCCCCUGGGGGACCAAGACGAGGGCUCCCGGGCAGUGGGGGCGCCCCCGGGCGGCGCUGAGGCCGGCAGUCCUCACCCACCCCGCCGUGGGUCUGCACCUGUCGGCACCCAUCCGCAAGGAGUGCCAGGAACGCGAUGGGAGAGCGCGGACACGAGCCCGCCGCCUCGCCCGCGGCACCCCUGCGCCCGCCCGGCCUCCGCCAGUGACUGUCCGUCCGCUCAGCAGGUCCCCGUGGCCGCCAGCUCUGUGCUCCGGCCCGCGGGCCACACUCAGGGCUCAGCAGUCAGCAGGCUCCGAUGUUUGUUGAAUGCAUGACAAAUAAAUGCUGUUCUGUUGUCGAA
Oryctolagus cuniculus (rabbit) is the source of this 766-nucleotide messenger RNA. The record is from RefSeq and is a predicted model, not a curated record. Lineage: Eukaryota; Metazoa; Chordata; Mammalia; Lagomorpha; Leporidae.